Molecule: messenger RNA, 2175 nt
Organism: Alternaria rosae
Lineage: Eukaryota; Fungi; Ascomycota; Dothideomycetes; Pleosporales; Pleosporaceae
Exons: 3
Coding region: 1-1917 (638 amino acids)
Biological process (GO): cell differentiation; regulation of transcription by RNA polymerase II
Molecular function (GO): RNA polymerase II cis-regulatory region sequence-specific DNA binding; DNA-binding transcription factor activity, RNA polymerase II-specific
Source: RefSeq, a predicted model, not a curated record
AUGUCCGCCUCAUCGCCCUUGCCGUCGUUUUCCUCGCCUGCGUCAUCGCGUCUUCCCACCGUCAGACGCGCCAGUUUUAGUGGUCAAUUGGCCUUUCUCGUGCAUUCGCAGGAAACAGUCGCAAACCACAUGCCACCGGAUGUCGACAACAAAGCUCUUGCUCGCCAGAAGAGAAGACGUACCAGGUAUGCUCUCAUUCCUUCCAAGUUCUGCCCUUCCAUCUCGACCGUGUCGACCCAUGUUCAACGCGUUGGUUCGUGCGCAACCUACCAUCGGGAGCUACUUCGGCCUACCCCGCGGGCACGACUCUCCAUCACCCCAUCAGUGCUGACCACGACAUCUUGCAGCAAGGAAGACGAAGACGUGUUGAAGUCGGAAUAUCUCAAGAACCCGAAGCCAGACAAGGCGGCACGACUAGAAAUUGUCCGCAAAGUCGCGCUUGGCGAGAAGGAAGUCCAGAUUUGGUUUCAAAAUAAACGCCAAAACGACCGCCGUCGCUCACGGCCUCUCGAACCAUCUUCCACGGCGUCGCUGAUGUCUUCUUCUUCCACCAUGUCGGACCCGCCCACCGAGGACGAGACGGUAGCCAUUGCGCGCAAUAUCGAUAACGCGCCGGGGCCGAAAGAGGCGGGCGAGUGCCCGAGGUCUGACCCACCCGAGCAGCCCGCAACGCCAGAACUCACUUCCGACGAAACGAUCCCAGAGCCACGCACCAUAGACACUGCCUUUUCCGCCAACGAACCAGAGACCGCCAAUGACGUCGCCGCAGAGCCAUCUACCGAAGCCCAAAAUGCGGAAAAUGCCUCCGCUGAACUAAGCAACUCGCAGCAGGCUGCACCAUCCUCACAGGGCGCCGCGCAACAACGCACAUCAUGGAUUUCCAACCGUCGCAGCGCGUCGUUCGUCCGCUAUCUCGAAGAUUACACGCCCGAAGUCAUCACUUUUCCGAAUCCCCCUCCGAAGCCAUCUGUAUCACCCGACCAUGCAACCAAGACCCCUUCCCGGCCGCUGAAGCGCAAGCACUCUUUCGUACGAAUAGCGACUAAUGAGGACGGUACUGCACGCAUCGUCACUGAUCUCGACAAGACCCCGUCACCGCCCAAGUCGAAGAAGACACCCUCUUCCUUCUCCCGUGCUGCUGCUGGCCUGCGACGAAGCUACAGUGCAGCUGGCUUGAACGAUCGGCUAGCCGCCGCCGCCCGAGGCGAGCCAAGCCCCAAGGUACCAAGGACGACAUCGAAUAUCGGAAGGAGCAGGGAUUCGCGCGCAUGGGAGUUCUGGUGCGAUCCCGAGAGCCGGUCAACAACCAGCCUGACAACGCGUGCCGAGCAAGAGGAGAGCGGCAGUGCAGCUGACGCGAUCGGUAUACUACGAGCGAACCGAAGGAUAUUAGCACAGAACCAGGCCCGCCAAAACAGCAGCCCGCUGAUGGCACGCCACAGUUCACACAAAGUACAAAGCAGUCCACUCAAGAAGGCCCGCGGUUCCAUGCAACGCGCAUCCACCAUCAACGGCCGCUUCUCCAACAACGACUACACCGACUACAAGAAGGGCGGUGAAAGCACCGAGUCGGACGAAUUCCCGCAGACCGAGAGUGACAAGGAGAACUGGGAACCUGACGCGCCGAAAUCUGUACGGAGAGACCGCCAAGUCGCUGCUACGCCCCCUGCUUCACGAGCAGCUCGCAAGAUACUGGGAGAGAACACAGAUCUGAUGUCGCAGACGUCAAGUCUCGGUGCGAUGUUGGCCAAGGACAAGCGGAAAGGCGGAAAGGGUGUUGUCGACCCCGAGCAAGACGAUGAGCUACGGCAGUUCAUGCACGGUGACGACGCGAGUGGUCGCUCGAGCAUCAACUCGGCAGAGGAGGCCGGCUGUGUAGAAGGCCUGCUCAAGCUGAGCCAGGGUCAGUGGAGAUGAUCAUCGAACCACUGCAUACAUUCUUAACGUAUUUUGACGAUGGGUUGGCGCAUUGGUUCCUGGCUCUUCAUCUUUAUCGUUGCAUUCUAGCGCUACGGCGUUUGUAUUUGGUGUGGUUUAGAUUAGGGAAGGCCUGCAAUAUGGCUAGAGGUGUUAGUGUCGGGUUAUCUAGUGUUGCAUGUCAACGCUUUAGCAUCAUUCAGUCAAGCUUCCGCAAGGUUAAGCGACUUGUUUCAAUAUAAGUCAUAACAUUCUUCA